CCAGGGGUGGACCGCCCGUCGGAGAAGCUGCGAAGCUCAGCCCCUCCUCCCGCCCCCAGCCCUUGGGAACCGUAAGUAGCGGCCGCGCCGGGUGCUAUCGCUGGAGGGGUUGCAGUCCUGCAGCUCGCAAAGGUGCGGAGCGCUGGGAGCGGUAUGAGCGAGGUGAAGUUGGCCGUGCUGGGAGGCAGCGGGGCCGGAAAGUCGGCGCUGGCUGUGCGGUUCCUGACCCGGCGAUUCAUCGGGGAGUACGCGUCCAACGCCGAAUGCAUCUACACUAAACACAUUUGUCUGGAUGGAAGGCAGAUACACUUGGAAAUUUAUGACCCUUGUUCACAGCAGGGGAAGCUCUCCCUCACAGAUGAGCUCCACUGGGCUGAUGGAUUCAUCAUUGUUUAUGACAUCAGUGACAGAGCAUCAUUUGCAUUUGCAAAAGCAUUGCUAUACAGGAUCCAAGAGUCUCACAUAGGAGCUUGUAAAAAAAUGGUUGAGUCAACAGUGUUUUUGGUUGGUAACAAACAGGAUUUAUGCCACAUGAGGGAAGUUGGCUGGGAUGAAGGUCAGAAGCUGGCGAUGGAUUACAAGUGCCAGUUCGGUGAAUUGUCUGCUGCAGAACAUUACCAGGAAGUUGUGGCAAUGUUCACAAAAGUUCUGAGGAGUAUCAUCUCUAAUCUCAAGGCAAAGGAAAAGAGAAGACCAAGUGGAUCAAAAUCAAUGGCCAAGUUAAUCAACAAUGUGUUUGGAAAGAGAAGGAAAUCUGUGUAAAAGAUGAUUAGUCCUGAAGUAAGAACAAGCUCUAAUAGCAGAGCAAAAGCAGCGUUUGGGAUUCAGACAACUUCCUCUGAAGGUCAAUGUCUGGAGAAGAAAGACGGUAUAAACCAAAGGUGGGAGAUAAUAUGAUCAAGGGGGCGGGGCCUAGACCUAGGAGAUCUGAGCUUCAUCUCCAGUUCUACAGCAGAUUUACUGUGCUAGGGCUAUGUCACUUAAUCCCUAAGCUGCUUUCUUUCAACCAUUAUCUCCUAAAUUCCUCAUAGAAGGAGAGUUGCGUUACAUACUUACUCAACACAAACAUAUUCAUGGGUGGAGCUUUUAGAUGCAGCUGACAAUAAACUGUUAUUUACAAUAAACUCAGUCUUGCUGGCCAAGGAGCCUUGAGACCUUGAGAUAUAGUUCUCUUGUACAAAAAAUCCUUCACUAAAGAAGAGUGAAAUACUCCUACUGAAUGCAAGGAAGAACAGUUCAGGACCUCUAACAGUUUAAAGGUGUUUGACACCUGCUGAUAUUCAUAAGAACUCAAUGUUUAGACACAAGAUCUUAUCAUCAUAUCUAUCAUCAAAGCUGCCUUGUGGAGACAUCAGAAGUAGGGAAGCAUAUAAACAGAGCAGUAUUGUCUCUAGUUUCAGUAUCUUUAUAGUUUUGAGUGAUAAAAGAAAGUAGAGAGUACUGAGGAGGUUAGGAACUGAAUUGUGGUAGUGAGUGAGCAUUGGACAGGUUAAGUGAGAUCUUUGUUCGGUGAAAUCAUUUUAAGGCUAGGAGCAGUGUAACAUCUUAGGCUGAUGACUUUACCAGAACAGUCUUCCUGAGUUUUAACACAGUUACAGUUACAGCAGAUUUGUCUGUUUAAGUAUUUGAUGUCUGCCUACUGGUAGGAGCCAUGCUCCUAAAUUGCAGUGUUUAUUUCUAAGGACCAGUGUUCUUACAAUUGAGUCAUUGUGAUGGUAUUGAAAUCCUGAUUGAGAGCACUAAGGAAUAUGUUAGCUGUGCUUUGAAAUGUGGAUAUUAAACAUCAGAUGAGUCUAAAUAUGCUGUCAGUUGACAUUCAGAGCUCUUGAUGUAGACUUACCUAAAUAAGGGCUUACCCCUGCAUGUUUGAAAGUGCCUUGCUCAUAUAGAAACUAUAAAGGGAAGUGGUUUGAAAGUGAACUACUGCCUCCUGCCCAUUCCAGAGGACAGCUGGGAUUCAGUCUUAGUGAGAUACUACACUGAAGCUUGCCAAUGUUUGGGAGUGUUAUCUGCAUUUUAAACUAUUAACAUUACUUUAUAGAUCAGGGCAGAAUACUGAUUUUAAAAUGUCCACAUCCAUAAGAUGGCAUAUAAAAAGAUAUACAAUCUUAACAUUACUGUAAAUAAAAUUAAAGCGUAUUUUAGUAAGUAUUGAAAAGAGAGACCUUGCUUUUUUAAAGGAAAAAAUAUAUAUUUCUUAUUUACUUACUUUAUUUUAAAAGUACAACUGUAGGAAUAUAGUUCUCGGUCACUAAAAGUACAACUGUAGGAAUAUAGUUCUCGGUCACAGUGCUACUUUAUUUUUAUUCAGAGGCUGCUCUACCAGAUCAGGAACAGUGUAUUUAAUAUUGCAUUGUCAUUUUCUAUGAAAUUGAACUUGAAGACUACUCAUGUACACCUCUCAGCUUUUCAGUGCACAGAACUCCAGAAAAACUGCUAGGUUGUUGAUCUGCCAGGGCAGCUGUAUCUUGCCUGCACUAGCACUGUCUGAUUCUGAACCUCUUACUGUAUUUACUACUGUGGUAUUAAAUAAACUGAAUAUAAGAUGGAUGUA
Molecule: messenger RNA, 2554 nt
Organism: Coturnix japonica (Japanese quail)
Lineage: Eukaryota; Metazoa; Chordata; Aves; Galliformes; Phasianidae
Gene: RERGL
Product: RERG like
Molecular function (GO): GTPase activity; GTP binding
Source: RefSeq, a predicted model, not a curated record